AGUAAGUGCAAAAAAACAUCAAACUCAUUAUUUUCUCUUCAUAUUAAUUUUCUCAUUGAUAUUUCAUUUGUUAAAAAUGUCAAAUGAUGAUAAUAACAUGAACAACGAUGAGCAAGAAAUUGCUUAUCCUCAGAUAAAAGGAAAGACGAAACUACAUCGUUAUGAUUCCCUCGAUCUCGAAUCCGCUAAUGUUAAUGGCCACCAUGGUCAUGACUCCAAGGAUGUAAGUUGGGCAGUGGUAUUGUCGUUGGCUUUCCAAAGUAUAGGUGUGAUUUAUGGAGACAUCGGUACUUCGCCACUAUAUGUGUAUGCAAGCGCUUUCUCGGAUGGAAUUAAAAAUAGAGAUGAUAUAUUGGGAGUUCUUUCACUCAUUUACUAUACAAUUACUUUGCUACCCUUGAUCAAGUAUGUCUUCAUUGUCUUGAGGGCCAAUGACAAUGGAAAGGGUGGAACAUUUGCGUUAUAUUCCCUUCUAUGUCGAAAUGCAAAGGUGGGUUUACUCCCUAGUCAACAAGCAGAAGAUCAGGAUGUAUCAAACUAUCAGCUUCAGUUGCCCAGCAAUCAAUUAGGAUUACCAUUGAAGCUCAAAACCUUCUUAGAAAACAGCAUAAUUUCCAAAUACAUUCUUUUGCUUGUGACAAUGCUCUCAACUUCCUUGGUCAUAGGAGAUGGUGUUCUCACUCCCUCUAUAUCAGUAUUAUCUGCGGUUGGAGGGUUAAAAGAAGCUUCACCUGCUUUCACAGAAGGAAGGGUGAUCUGGAUAUCUGUUGGCAUUUUGAUUAUUCUUUUCUCUGCUCAAAGAUUUGGAACGGAUAAAGUAGGAUAUAGUUUUGCUCCUAUAGUCAGUAUUUGGUUUAUAAUGAAUGCUGGAAUUGGUGUUUUCAAUUUCAUUAAGUAUGAUCCUACGGUUAUUAAAGCUGUUAAUCCAUGGUACAUCAUUCAAUAUUUCGCAAGGAAUGGCAAAGAUGCUUGGGUUUCUCUCGGCGGUGUAGUCCUUUGUGUCACAGGGACUGAAGCAUUAUUUGCUGAUGUUGGACAUUUUUCUGUUCGGUCGAUCCAAUUAAGUAUGUCAUCUGUUGUAUACCCUUCCCUUAUGUUAACAUACUCGGGGCAAGCAUCUUUCCUUCGAUUGCAUCCGGAUAAAGUUGGUAAUGCAUUUUAUAACGCGAUACCAGGUCCAUUAUAUUGGCCCAUGUUUGCUGUAGCUGUUCUAGCAGCGAUCAUAGCUAGCCAAGCCAUGAUAUCCGGGACAUUUUCUAUCAUUCAACAGUCCCUUGCGUUAGGAUGCUUCCCCCGUGUCAAAAUCGUUCAUACAUCAGCAAAACUCGAAGGUCAAGUAUAUAUCCCAGAAAUUAACUAUAUCCUCAUGUUGGCUAGUGUACUUGUAACGAUUGCUUUCAGAACAACCGAAAAGAUUGGUCAUGCUUAUGGCAUUGCAGUGGUGUUUGCUGAGACAAUCACUUCGAGUUUCAUAGUUCUUGUAAUGCUUGUGAUUUGGAAGAAGCACAUAUUAUUGGUGAUAAUGUAUGUUUGUUGCAUUAUGUCCGUAGAGUUCGUUUACUUGAGCGCAGUACUAUACAAAUUCCCACAUGGCGGAUACUUUCCAAUAGCAUUUGCCGUCAUUCUACUGACUAUAAUGUUCAUUUGGAACUAUGUGUAUCGGAAGAGGUACUACUACGAGAUGGUGAAUAAGGUCUCCCCUGAUACUUUAAGGGAGAUUGUUAGUCGAAGCAACUUAUGUCGUAUUCCAGGGCUAGCAAUCUUCUACUCGGAACUUGUUCAUGGAAUACCUCCUAUUUUCAAGCAUUAUGUGGAGAACAUCCCUGCUUUGCAUUCAGUGCUAAUUUUUGCUUCUGUAAAGUCAUUGCCUAUAAGCAAAAUCCCUCCAGAGGAACGAUUUCUCUUUCGUAGAGUCCACCCUAGGGAGCUCAAUGUAUUCCGUUGUGUGGUAAGGUAUGGAUAUGCUGAAACUCGCAAUGAGGAGGAACCUUUUGAGAUGAUGCUAAUAGAGAAGCUAAAAGAGUUUAUUAGGGACGACUUUUGGGUUCAUGGGAACGAUGCUCAAACUCAAAUCAAGAAUCCUCAGAGUGACGAAGAGGAUACCAUCUUCCAUGGGGACGAUGAUGAGAAUGAAGAAUACACGUUAAGGGCUAAGGAGGACGCGUUAGGAAAUGAAAUCGAGGUAAUUGACCGAGCACGACUUUCUGGUGUUGUACACAUGAUGGGUGAAAGCGAAGUGAUGGCAAGUAAAGGGUCUAGUGUUGUAAAGAGGAUUGUCAUUGAUUUAGCAUUCAAUUUCUUAAGGAAGAAUUUGAGACAAAGUGAUGAGAUGUUCGACAUUCCUCGUAAGCAAUUGCUUAAAGUUGGUAUGGCAUAUGAGCUUUAAGCUAGAAAAGGUAAAAACUAGAUAUUAACCAUUUUCAUCUAAAAAUUUUACCCUUUAUGUAACAAGAUCAAAAGUUUAAGUAUUAGACAUCAUAAAAAUCGAUGUAAUGCAUUUGGUUCAACAAGGAAAAGCAAUUCAGCACAAGCAUUUUAUUGUCUUAA
This is a messenger RNA of Chenopodium quinoa (quinoa), 2547 nucleotides long. Its product is annotated as potassium transporter 5-like. Gene Ontology annotation, molecular function: potassium ion transmembrane transporter activity. The coding region runs from base 77 to 2386 and encodes 769 amino acids. Gene Ontology annotation, cellular component: membrane. Lineage: Eukaryota; Viridiplantae; Streptophyta; Magnoliopsida; Caryophyllales; Amaranthaceae. The transcript has 8 exons. The record is from RefSeq and is a predicted model, not a curated record. Gene Ontology annotation, biological process: potassium ion transmembrane transport.